UGAAAACUAUUAAGCACCGUUGGAACUUCCUCCCUGCUAUCCUUCUCUCUCUCUCUCUCUCUCUCUCUCUCUCUCUGUGUGAGUGUAUAACUCGCCUCACCCUCUCUCUCAUUCUUCUGCGGGUUCCUAUGAAAGUCUCCUCGUUGUUUGGCUUGCCUUGGCACAGUGCUGUUUUUCUACUUGUUGGUUCAAGUGACACGAUCAGCUUGAAAUUGCACAUUUUCCAGCAUGAGCCGUCCCUUUAACAGGAAAAAGGAUAAAUCAUGGAUGCAUACACCCGAGGCCCUGGCCAAGCAUUUUAUAGCCUACAACGCCAAGUUUCUGGGGAAUACGGAGGUCGAUCAGCCCAAAGGAACAGAGGUGGUGAGAGAUGCAGUUCGGAAACUCAAGUUUCAGAGACACAUCAAGAAGUCAGAGGGACAGAAGAUCCCCAAAGUGGAGUUACAAAUCUCAAUCUAUGGAGUGAAGAUACUAGAUCCUAAAACAAAGGAAGUGCAGCACAAUUGCCAACUGCACCGGAUAUCCUUCUGCGCAGACGACAAAACAGACAAAAGGAUAUUCACAUUUAUCUGCAAAGACUCCGAAUCGAACAAACAUCUGUGCUACGUGUUCGACAGUGAAAAAUGUGCAGAAGAGAUCACUUUGACGAUUGGCCAGGCGUUUGAUCUGGCAUAUAAAAAGUUCUUGGAGUCGGGAGGGAAAGAUGUCGAGACGAGGAAACAAAUAGCAAGCCUUCAGAAAAGAAUUCAGGAGCUUGAGACUGAAAACUCGGAAUUGAAAAAACAGCUGCAGACGCUGGAGGAGCAACUGCUCAUCGCUCAGGUUCCUCCUGGGGGUAACAACUCCAAAGUUCCCACGGAUAUUUUUGACAUGGUUCCCUUCUCUCCAGUGGCACCUCUGGUUCCACUUCCAGCCAGUAAUUCUUCACCUCCUCCACCUCCAGCAAGACCAACAGAGAUCAGAAGGGAUCUGUUUGGUGCUGAGCCCUUCGACCCUUUCAUCUGCGGCGGCGCUGACUUUCCCCCAGACGUUCAGUCGCGGCUGGAUGAGAUGCAGGAGGGGUUCAAAAUGGGACUAACAGUAGAGGGCACUGUUUUUUCCCUCGAUCCGCUCGACGGUCGCUGCUGAUGCCAAGAAGACAUUUCUUUGUUACGUAACUGUUCACCCGUUUGUAUUAAAGUGCCAAAAUUUUGGGUCUACAGUCGAAACGUUGUCAGUGUUUUCACCAUGAGAUUUGUAUGUAUUUGCAUUUGGUAUUUGGUUUACAAAAAGAAAGUCUAUUAAAAAGCAGAAUGCCAGAUCACUAUUUUUAUAUGAAUUGUAACAAGGUUAUGGAGUUUGGUCGUGAAAGUGUGUGUGCGCGUGUGUGUGCGUGUGCACAUAUGUGUGUGUGUGCAGAAACUGAUAGAUGUAGAUAAUAAAACCGAUGGUCCAACCUUAGAUAAAGGGUUCAUAAGACACACCAUAUUCCAUCACUGUGUUCAUCCAGAUGUUGAUCUCAUUUCAUCCAGAUGUUGUUCUGUAUAAAAGAUCCACUUCAUGACAGCAUGCAGUAUCAUUUUUAAUUAUAAUUAAUACACUUACAAAUACUGAAAUAUCAAACGUACCCUUUGUUAACAACUUACAGUUUGUUUUAUUAUUAUUUUUUUAUUUGUUACUCUCAUCAUCAUUGUAAUAUUUUCUUAACUGGACAUGAAUAUUUUUGAUGGAUUUUCUAACUCUGUAGCCGGACUGUGUGUGUUCUAUAAUGUGUACUUGUAUUACAUUUUCCUUUGGUAUUAUGAUGUAUUUUAGUAUAUUCUUGCACCAGGAAGCACUUUGAGAGAGAAAAAGAAAAAUAUUCUGUCCAUAUAUUGACUUUUCUUUCUUGUUUGGUUUUGAUUCUUGAUUAUUUUUUACUUUGUAUGCAAUAUUUUAGCCUUUGCCGUUGUAGUCAUUAAUUAAAGACAGUAAUGUGUGA
This is a messenger RNA of Neoarius graeffei (lesser salmon catfish), 1960 nucleotides long. It is a transcript of the gene gulp1a, whose product is annotated as GULP PTB domain containing engulfment adaptor 1a. The record is from RefSeq and is a predicted model, not a curated record. Lineage: Eukaryota; Metazoa; Chordata; Actinopteri; Siluriformes; Ariidae. The transcript is spliced from 11 exons. The coding region runs from base 229 to 1128 and encodes 299 amino acids.